ACUUCGCAACGUGGAUCAGCAAUGUGGUUCUUGAACAUAUUUUUCCUUUCAGUGUGAAGAUGCAGAAAAAGGUCGUCAUGCUUCUGGCCAAUACAAAGAUUUGGGGUACUGGUCAACAUUUGGCAUCACUCAUCCGCUUAUCGAGCAUGCAAACGCCGUUGCGCUAACGACCUCGAGUGUACCAGUGUACAGAUGGGCAGCGCCCCAAAAUGUAGUGGUUUACACAGUUUGUGUUCCUUGUAUACGUGCAUUCUCUGUGGCUAGUUUAUUCGGGAAGCGAGAUUAUGUUAAUCUUACAUAUCCGGCGAAGCGUGCGCACUACCUUUGCAGCACUUUGGUUGCUUUGCGGAACGUGCACAACGAAUUCGACGUGGAUUUUCAUCCAGGAUUUGCGGGCGAUAAAGUGUUUCCGAUUAUCAGAGUUGCUGAAACCUUAAACACAAAAAUUAGUACAGAUGUGAAGGCGUUAAGACGUAAAGCUGUGCUUACAGAGAGGCCUUCAAAAUUCCGAGGCACUUGGACUAAAUUGUUUUCAGGAGAGUAUAAAUUUAUAAUCCGAUUAUUUCGAUAUAAUAGAACUUCUACAAUAUUCUUAUUUCAGCGUAUUCAUGAAUGUAUGGAUGAACGUUUUGAUAAUAUGUACAUACAGCAUCUGCAAUGUGAAAAGCUUUCUGAAAAAAUCUUACACUUUUUAAAGUUGCACUUUGCCUCAUUUCUUAUCGGAUUUCGUGUUGGAAAAGGAUGGGCAAAUCCAAUUACUGUAGGCCCCUUGGCGACAGACCCUAAGGCUAGAGGUCGGUGUGAUUUCAAAUUGAUUUUAUUUUUGCAUUUUGUGUACAUCUGUCUAGAACUAUGGAAAGAGAAAACGCAGCUACGAAAAUUUGCGGAUGCUCGAAUUUGCGAGUGUAUGAUUUGGGCAGACACCACAUCGAUGGCAGUUCCUUAUUCAAUUCUUCAGUUCAUCGUUGCCAACCACUUUAAUCUGCCAGCAGAGUGCAUAUCUUGGCGGAGUGCCCUUCCAACGGAGUUCUUAUCGCGAAGAGAUGUUAAUGUGAACAUCACGUCUGCGUUUGCUGGUCUCAGCGCUAUACUGAGAUCGGCCAAAGGUUUACCGCUUAUGAUCACUAACAUACAAGCCGUCAUAUAUCUAAAGUUGGAGUAUUCGGGAAAGUGGGGAGAUACGAUUGAUGGUGUGUUGCAUUUAUCUGCUGCUUUCUACAUAGAGGAUGGCGUGGCGUUCAAACUUGUCUUAGUGCUUGACAAAGUUUUGAAAAUAUUGGAGCGAAGAGUGGCUGAAAUGAAGUCUAAUGGAGUGUCCCAGAUGGAGAUGACCCGUCUACAAGCUUCGUUACAUUCGUGUGCGACCAAAUACAUAGCCUAUGGGGAAACCGUUCAAAUAUUAAAAAGGUACGACUUAAGCUUAAAAUUCUGUUGUUUUUUCUUUCUUACAGCUUUUUUGCACUGUUUUCCUUGUGGUUCAAUUUUUCUGCCAAGAUGUUCUAUUUUUCCUUUAUACUCGACGACGUCAUUAGCAGCAUUUCGUCGUGUACUUGAGCUGAUUUGUAGACAUAACUGGACUGCUCGUCCGCUUCUCAUUGAUUUUGACAACGCGUGGGAUGAGAAAGAAAUUGCAAAUUUGGAGGAGAAAUUUGUAAAAAUGCGUCCAAUAUUGCCACCAAUGGUGAUCAUAACGAAUGAAGAUCCUACUGGAGCUAGGUAUGUACUAAGAUGUUAUCCUGCUUCGGAAUAUAAUUUUUGGUGGAUGUCCCAUAUUUUCAAUACUAUAUUUUGCGCGUUGCCUGUGCUGAAUUUCGAUCCUGUCGAUGAUUUCGUUUGCGCUCUUAAUGCACACUUUCAACAUGUUGCCUUAUUUUUCUGGAACAAGUAUGGUGGUGACCGUAUUGGAAUUAAAUGGAAACCACAUGAAAUAGAUGUACCGGCAAAGUUCAAUUGCAGCAAUUCUCCAUCCGAUGUCUUUCCAAAUAACCUUCUGUAUGUGCCGAAUGUACGUACUGCAUCACUCAACUUUGAUUCGAAUAAGAAAAACCUGCAUUUCUUUGGUCGGAUAUUUCUGUGUAAAGCUGAUUUUUUAAAGCAAUUGAUACGUCAACCCAUCUGUUUAGAAGGUGUUUUAAUACGACGUUUGACAUUUUUCAUUGAAACUUCACCGUUUAUAAUUAUGAAGCGAAAAUUGCUACUAUCAAGCAUCCAAAACCAAGGUCUUGCGUAUUAA
This is a messenger RNA of Angiostrongylus costaricensis, 2233 nucleotides long. NCBI's taxonomy places the organism in Eukaryota, Metazoa, Nematoda, Chromadorea, Rhabditida, Metastrongylidae. The record is from the annotation of a GenBank genome assembly.